UCUUGAAUCUCGAUCUCCUCUUAAAGACAAACUGGACGAUGCGCGCUGAUCCUACCAGAUAGGAAAAAGGCUUUAAACGGCAACAUUAUAUGAAUGGACACUAUGUCUUCCCUUCAUCAUGGCGCUAUUUUUACUGGAGUAUUUCUCAUUGUCACCGGCGGCUCCACCACGUUUCUAACUUCUAGUCAAAGUAGACUCCAGGCGUUCAGUAUGUGUUGUGUGGUGCUCGGGGCGGUGAUGCUCAUAUUAGGACUCUUCUGGGCGAUGAACAGUCAGAGAAACCCUGUGCCUUAUAAUGAAGAAUAUAACCAAGAUUACAGUCAAGCCCUAUUCACACCACCGGCCGGAAACCUCUUCCCUGAACCCCAGUCCAUCUUUCUGCACCGGACUGUGCAGAGGCGAGGUGUGUAUGGUGAGGAUUUGGACUAUCCCCCCAUGGAGCCAACAUGUUUUAGCCCUACCAGCCGGGUUCGGCCCCCUCACUGGGACAUGGAACCUCCCCCACCUUAUGAGGUGGCCAUCAAAACCACUAGAAGCUCCACACACCUGAGACGCAGCUACUCGGAUACACAGCUAAUCACUGAACCACUCUUUGGACGCUCACGAGAGAUCAGUUUCGAGGUUUAA
Molecule: messenger RNA, 627 nt
Organism: Xyrauchen texanus (razorback sucker)
Lineage: Eukaryota; Metazoa; Chordata; Actinopteri; Cypriniformes; Catostomidae
Exons: 2
Coding region: 94-627 (177 amino acids)
Source: RefSeq, a predicted model, not a curated record